Molecule: messenger RNA, 1104 nt
Organism: Lactuca virosa
Lineage: Eukaryota; Viridiplantae; Streptophyta; Magnoliopsida; Asterales; Asteraceae
Source: the annotation of a GenBank genome assembly
CCAUUUUGUUCGCCAACUUUCCCUUCCCACCACCAUACCCGUUUCCAAGAUUCUUCGUUCUUCGAAGAACUAAAAACCAAAAGAAUUUUUGAGGCUUAAGUAAUCGUUAAUCUCUCCGAUCACAACCUUAUCGCCGGAGAAGACUGAGACACCAACAAUGGGGCGUAGCCUCUUCGCCUGCUUCUCCAAACGCUCCUCCAAAACCUCCUCUUCUGAUAUCAACAAGUCAACCGCAACACAUGACGCCGCCGCGGACGAAUUGACGGCCGAUGAGUUAAAAAGAGGAGGACCGGUGGUGGUGGAGCUGUUCUCAUCCCAAGGAUGCGCCACAUCGCCGGAGGCGGAGCUUCUGUUCUCGAGGAUAGGUAGGGGAGAUUUCAAUCUUGAAGUUCCGGUGAUAUUAAUGGCGUACCAUGUUGAUUACUGGGAUUAUAACGGAUGGAAGGAUCCGUUUGGGUCGAGCCAGUGGACAGUGAGACAAAAGGAGUAUGUAGAGUCGUUGAAUCUCGACACCAUGUUUACGCCGCAGGUGGUGGUUCAGGGGAGGAGUCAGUGCAUCGGAAACGACGAGGAGGGUCUAAUCUCCGCGAUCACCUCCGCAACCAGAUACCCCCCGCCAGCGUUCCAGGCGACAUUCGAGAGGCGUACACCGGAAUCCUUGCAGGUCACCCUGAAAGGCGCGUUACGCGCCAAAUUAGACGGCGGAGCAGACAUCAUGGUGGCACUGUACGAAAGCGGGCUCGUUACCGACUGCCGGAACGGCGACAACAAAGACCGAAUUCUAGCCAAUGAUUUCGUCGUUAGAAAGCUCGGAAAGCUCUGCUCCGGCGACAAGCUACCUCCGAAGAAGCCGAUUACAGGAACACUCGAUUUUGGGGUUUGGGAAGGUUUCAACAGCGCCAAAUGCGGAAUCGUAGUGUUUGUUCAGCAACAUGGAUCUCAUCAUAUUUUUGGUUCUCAACGUAUUCAACUACCAGCCAAUCUCUGAUUCAAAUUUUCUUUCUGCCAUUGUUGUGCUUGUUUUAAUUGAUUGAAUUGUAGAAUAGUUUGAUCAUAUUUGUGAAAUUUUGAGUGCUUAAAUCUUAUGAAUUACCAACAUAUAGA